AUGUCUCCACAAACGCCAAUUAUCUCACUUUUCAUCUUCCUCUUUACAUUAUUAGUCUUAUGUAACGGCACUAACAUAGAGGAACAGCUUCAUCAAACAAAUGCUGAACACUACAAACAACAUUUUCAUGAUGGGAGGUUGAUCAAGACAAAACAUAAACAUUUUGGUCUUAUGACAAGGGCUAAUAAUAGAGCUACCCUUCUUUCUUCAAGGCCUCGUGGAACGGUUAAUGUUGAUGACUUUGGAGCCAAAGCAGAUGGAAGAGAUGAUACAGAGGCAUUUGAGAAAGCAUGGGAUGAAGCAUGUUCUAGAGGGGCUUCUCUUGUGGUACCUGAAAAUAGGAUCUAUCGUCUUAAGCCAAUAACAUUUUCAGGUCCAUGCCAAACCAACACUGCCUUUAUGUUAUAUGGAACAAUCGAAGCAUGGCCUCAAAUAUCUGCAUAUGAAGAAGAUAGACAACAUUGGAUUGUAUUUGAUAGUGUCACGAAUUUCAAAGUUGAUGGUGGUGGCACUUUCAAUGGCAAUGGGAAAAAAUGGUGGCAAAACUCAUGCAAAACAAACAAAAACCUUCCAUGCAAAGAUGCACCAACUGCUGUGACUUUUUAUCAAUGCAACAAUUUGAAAGUGAAAAACCUGAGAUUCAAAGAUGCACAACAAAUGCAUGUAACCUUUCAGAGAUGCUUCAAUGUUUUUGUUUCGAACCUCGUAAUCAGAGCCCCAGGGAACAGUCCUAACACUGAUGGAAUUCAUGUCUCGGAGACACGAAAUAUUGACAUAAGCAACAGUGUCAUUGGGACAGGUGAUGACUGUAUUUCAAUAGUAAGUGGGUCCCAAAACGUUAGAGCAACAGAUAUCACCUGCGGACCAGGACAUGGAAUCAGCAUUGGAAGCUUAGGAGCUGAAAAUUCAGAAGCUGAAGUCUCCAAUGUGGUAGUGAACAGGGCCACCUUAAUGGGAACAGCAAAUGGAGUGAGAAUAAAGACAUGGCAGGGAGGUUCUGGUUAUGCAAGAAACAUCAAAUUUAUGAAUAUAGCAAUGCAAAAUGUGACAAAUCCCAUAAUCAUAGAUCAAUACUAUUGUGAUCUAGCAGAGCCAUGCCAAGAGCAGGACUCAGCUGUGAAAUUAAGCAACGUGUUAUAUCAAAACAUUAGAGGAACAAGUGCCUCAGAAGUGGCUAUCAAAUUUGACUGCAGCAGAACCAUCCCUUGCAGAGAAAUCUACGUGCAGGAUGUGAUCUUAGAACCAGAAAGCAGUGGUGGCACCAUUGCUACAUGUGAGAAUGUUAGAUAUGUGAAUAGAGGAAAGUUUUUUCCUCAAUGCUCUCCUUGA
Messenger RNA from Gastrolobium bilobum, 1329 nucleotides. RefSeq names its product polygalacturonase-like. Lineage: Eukaryota; Viridiplantae; Streptophyta; Magnoliopsida; Fabales; Fabaceae. The coding region runs from base 1 to 1329 and encodes 442 amino acids. Gene Ontology annotation, molecular function: polygalacturonase activity. The record is from RefSeq and is a predicted model, not a curated record. The transcript has 9 exons. Gene Ontology annotation, biological process: pectin catabolic process; fruit dehiscence; anther dehiscence.